GUGGCGAUGGCGGCCUCUGUCCUCGCGCCGCGCCCCAGGCCCUCCCCCGGGAACGAGACCCUGCACCAGCACUACAACUACGUGGGCAAGCUGGAGGGCAGGCUGAAGGAGGCCCCCGAGGGCAGCACGCUGACCACCGUGCUGUUCCUGGUCAUUUGCAGCUUCAUCGUGCUGGAGAACCUCAUGGUUUUGAUCGCCAUCUGGAGAAACAAUAAGUUCCACAACCGCAUGUACUUCUUCAUCGGCAACCUGGCCCUCUGUGACCUGCUGGCCGGCAUCGCCUACAAGGUCAACAUCCUGAUGUCGGGCAAGCGGACGCUGAGCCUGUCCCCGACGGUCUGGUUCCUGCGGGAAGGAAGCAUGUUUGUGGCCCUCGGGGCGUCCACCUGCAGCUUGCUGGCCAUCGCCAUCGAGCGGCACCUGACGAUGAUCAAGAUGCGGCCGUACGACGCCAACAAGAAGCACCGCGUGUUUCUUCUGAUCGGGAUGUGCUGGCUCAUCGCGCUCUCGCUGGGCGCCUUGCCCAUCCUGGGCUGGAACUGUGUGCACGACCUCCCCGACUGUUCCACCAUCCUGCCCCUCUACUCCAAGAAGUACAUCGCGUUCUGUAUCAGCAUCUUCACGGCCAUCCUGGUGACCAUCGUCAUCCUGUACGCCCGCAUCUACUUCCUGGUGAAGUCCAGCAGCCGCAGGGUGGCCAGCCCCCACAACUCGGAGCGCUCCAUGGCCCUGCUGCGGACCGUGGUCAUCGUGGUGAGCGUGUUCAUCGCCUGCUGGUCCCCACUCUUCAUCCUCUUCCUCGUCGACGUGGCCUGCAGGGUGAAGGAGUGCGCCGUCCUGUUCAAGGCCCAGUGGUUCAUCAUGCUGGCCGUGCUCAACUCCGCCAUGAACCCCGUCAUCUACACGCUGGCCAGCAAGGAGAUGCGGCGGGCUUUCUUCCGGCUGGUCUGCACCUGCCUGGUCCGGGGCCGUGGCGCCCGCUCCUCGCCCACCCAGCCUGCCCUCGAUCCCAGCAGAAGCAAGUCCAGCGGCAGCAACAACAGCAGCCCCUCGCCGAAGAGCAAGGAAGACCCUCCCCAGAGAGUCGCCUCACCCUGCAUCACCGACGGAAACAAAACCCUGCAGAACGGGAUUCUCUGCAAGUGAGAGCGCCUGCCUCCAGGAGCGGGGGAGGGGAGCCCCGCUCUGUGGCCACGGCCGUAUCUGUUGCACGCCUCGCCCCUGGGAGUUCCAGAGAGGGGACUCGGGAAGUCCACUCGCCAGUGGCUUGCCCGGCGUGGACGUCGCGUGAGGAGGGGGACCCAAGGACCCGCCAGCGUGUGUCACGGCAGACCGUGCGCUCUGUCUGUCUUGGCUCGUCUUCUGAACGCACCACGCUGCGACAGUAUCUGCCGCCUUCCCCUGAGCCCCCCGGCUGCUCCCCGCGGGGCCUGGACAGGGAAGGUCGCGGGCCCCACAACGUGCAGGGUGUUUCUCAGAACGUCGUGACGAUGUUUGGUAACUUCACUCUACACUGUGAGCGGAGUGGAUGCCUGUGUGCUCGUCAUUUCUGUGUCACGGAGCACUUGUGUCUCUUAUGUCUGCCGUUGGUACGCGGCACUUGGGUAUGUCGGUGAGCGGCAGUGUGUGACACAGUUAAAUAUCCGUAAGUGCAAGUGUGUCCUGAUUGAACCACCAGGUGUAAGGAUGUGGCUGGACACUCGGUGGACACGGCAGUCCCGGGCUCCUCAGACCGACGUGAAGUCUUGUGUUCAGCAGGCUUUGAAUGCCUGACUUCCCAGAGAGGGCUGAUUCCAGGUGGGUCUCAGAUGUGUGGGUCUGAAGGAUCCUGGGAGAUCGGGCGAUCUGGUGAUCUCUGGGAGCCGUGUCCCUGUUCCUCUGGGGCUCCUGUGUCCCUGCACAUCCAAACCCACGUUAACCAAAUUCCCUGAUUGUUUGGGGUUCCUACGGAUCACAGAAGAGCCAGGGGCUUCCAGGAGCCCAUCCCCAGACCAACCGAGAAAGGGACCCACAAAGGAGCAGCAGAGGACAGACGCCCCCCCACCCCCCCCGGCCUGAAGCCGGAAGCAGUGGUCUGUUCGAUGCAAUGGAACGUUUGUACUGAAUUAGGAGAGGUUUACAGGGCUGUGUUGAGUCUCUUUCUCUCUGAUCAGAAAAGCUCGGAGGCGGCAGCCCCGUGUUGUCUCAGUGGCGUAGCUGGGGAGGUCGGCGGUCUCCACGCUCCCCAAAGCUGACCCUGACAGUGACAGCCAGGAGCGUGUCCGCGUGUGCUCUCCAGGGAAACGUGAGGAUACUGUAAUCUGCCUUUGCAGCCUGGGCUGACCCUGCGUCCCUGAUCGCCGGGUAAAGGGAUUACUUAGGAGGGGUUCCCGUGCGCGCCCUCCCCAAGGACCCCACCCGCAGGACAAACGUGUGUGCAUCUGUAGAGAUCUCAUAACCAUAGAGCUGAUGGCUUCUUGGUAAAAACAAAACGAGCAACCUUUAAAAGGACCCUUACUCGGGUAAGCCCACAUUGCAGCCCCUGGGGUUUCUCAAGUUGGCUGGGAAUUUCUGGCCGAGUCAAGACUCAGUCUCAACACGUUAACGAUUUGCAAGAGAAGCUGGUUCCCGUGUGUCAUCUGAUGCACAUUCCCCACACCGAGGAACGUUCCGGUGGGUCCUGGGUGGUUUCCAUGUACUGACCAAAGACUAUUCUCGUUUUUGUUGCCAAGGAGAGAAAUUGUACUUGUAAGGAGAUGUCUUCGGUGGCAUUUUUGGUGGCUUCUUUACAUCACUGAAAAGGGGCUUCUUUCUGAACUCAGAUAGCAUUUCUAGAAAAGUGAAGCAUUGAGGUACUGGGUUGAGAAAACAAAGCUGCAUUCCAGAGAGCUGGAGUGUUGGGCAUCGGUGCUCGCCGGGUGACGACGUGACUUCAGGACCCGGUGCCCUGGCUCUGAGGGGCGUUGUGGGGGGGGGGUCUCCUCUCUGGUGCUAAUGUUAGUGACACUCGCUCUACAGUCCCGUCGAGAGAACGCAGAACUUUCAAGCAGUCUGAAUGAAAAAUACGCCAAAAAAGGCACGGUGUUUGCUUGCUGUAUGCAGAACGUGAUCGAACAUCAAGACCGGUGUGCACGGCCCUCGGCAGCUUGCGGGGGCGCGUUUAGGAGUUGAGACUACAGAGCUUGCGCUAGAUCUCACUCGGUUAGUAACCUUCACGGUGUCCCAUGUGUUUGUUAAAAAAAAAAAACAAAAACAAAAAGCCUCCAUAUAAACUGGU
Molecule: messenger RNA, 3256 nt
Organism: Lynx canadensis (Canada lynx)
Lineage: Eukaryota; Metazoa; Chordata; Mammalia; Carnivora; Felidae
Gene: S1PR3
Product: sphingosine-1-phosphate receptor 3
Exons: 1
Coding region: 7-1146 (379 amino acids)
Biological process (GO): G protein-coupled receptor signaling pathway
Cellular component (GO): membrane
Molecular function (GO): sphingosine-1-phosphate receptor activity
Source: RefSeq, a predicted model, not a curated record